AUGUUUGGCCUUGUAGCAAGUGUUUUUCAGGGAGACAGCAUCAAAAACAAAGAACAUAUGAUAUUCUGUUGCUGGGAAACAUGGGCCCCAUUUGUGAGAUGGUGUGCAUCAAUGUUCAACCUUGGCACAAUCUUCUUUUUGGGGAGAUCAACAAAAAAGACAGAGCAUGUCAUAUUAUGUCACCCAUUUUAG
Molecule: messenger RNA, 192 nt
Organism: Laccaria bicolor S238N-H82
Lineage: Eukaryota; Fungi; Basidiomycota; Agaricomycetes; Agaricales; Hydnangiaceae
Exons: 3
Coding region: 1-192 (63 amino acids)
Source: RefSeq, a predicted model, not a curated record